This is a messenger RNA of Guyanagaster necrorhizus, 609 nucleotides long. RefSeq lists its product as uncharacterized. The transcript has 6 exons. Lineage: Eukaryota; Fungi; Basidiomycota; Agaricomycetes; Agaricales; Physalacriaceae. Bases 1 to 609 code for a protein of 202 amino acids. The record is from RefSeq and is a predicted model, not a curated record.
AUGGCUUCGACUGGAACGACCGAUCCAAGAGAACAAAGAUCCCUGCUAGCUUGGCCUUUUCUCGCCGUUAUCAAUGUCCGUGAAGCAAGGGAAAUGAUUUCGAGAUUCCUUCAGCCUCUCGUAUCUCUACUCCACCAGUAUGAGUCCCCAGGAGGGGAAAUAGCGCCGGUGAUGGAUUCAAGGCUACAUGUCCAUUUUUCCGAGCGAAAUUUCCCAUUGCUUCGAUACUUGCCGGAGAAGUUCCACCCGUUCGUUGUCGAUCCCAUUAGGAACGUGUUCAUAACUACGGACGACUCUGAGAAGCUGGAGCUUAUCAAUCGCAUCAAAAACUUGGAGAGGAAUGCAAAUCUCGAGUCCGAUCACAAGCAAUUACAAGGAAAAUGCGCUGAGGUGGAGAGAUUGAAGCAAAUCUGCUCGGACGAAAAUCGGCAACUUUCCGCUGAUUGUACGCUUACGAAGGCGCAAGCCUCUAUCUAUGACUUAAGAGUAAAGGUGCGAGAGACCAGAAAAAAGCUUGACAAGGCGAAAGCGUCGUUGGGCAUAGCCAUGGAGGUUCUGGAGAGAGAUAUCCAGUGGGUCGCCAGAGAUGCCCCUUGGUCCCGAACGUAA